This is a messenger RNA of Alternaria atra, 996 nucleotides long. RefSeq lists its product as uncharacterized. The transcript has a single exon. Lineage: Eukaryota; Fungi; Ascomycota; Dothideomycetes; Pleosporales; Pleosporaceae. The record is from RefSeq and is a predicted model, not a curated record. The coding region runs from base 1 to 996 and encodes 331 amino acids.
AUGCUGUCCACUCUGCAGCCAUCACACCCUUCGAUGACGCCGUCGUACUCGCAAUCAUCUGCCAUGUCCAGUAUGACUGCACAGCUGCCUAUAAUACCCCCGCGCCAGGCCCCGCCACGGCCCAAACUCUCCAUCAACACUGAGCAACCACGCAUUCUGGGCAAAGGAGCCAGUCUUCGUCUCGAGACUCUCAGUGCAGUAUCGCCAACCGUCCGCAACACCUUUUCCAACGCCUAUGAACGCCCAGCCACUGCCCCCGCCCUCCAACGCCCGCAGAGACCCCAGCUCUCGAUUGAGAGUGACCAACCCGCCUUCACCAGCGCCUCUAUCAGUGCAUCCACACCGAGCUCAGCAUCCACCCUCUCAUCGACACUCACAUCCGCCUCCAACGACUCGGCCACCAUCUCAAUACCCUACAAGCAGCCCCACAACCUCGCCUCAAUCCUCUCCAACAGCCCCGCCCGCUCAAUAAUACCACGCAAGAUGGCCUCGAACCGGCCCAUGUUCCCCGCUGAGAAGCGCGUCUCCUUCCGCACACCACUGGAAGAGGAAAUCACAACCACCAAAUACACCCUCGCCCAUUCCGACCUCGACUCGUCCAGCUCAACUCUCUCCUCCCUCACAUCCACCACGUCCAACUCAACUACAACAAGCGACUCUGACGCUUCAGCCUCAUCCACAGCCUCAAAACCAACUUUGAGUCUAAAGGCUAGCACGAUUUCCAACACCAGCAUAUCGCCUCUUCAACUCUCCCUCAAGUCUCUCAACAGUUCAUCGUCUGCCGAGAACUCACCGCGACCCAAAUCCCCCCGCACAGGCGAGAAGAGGGAUUCCUCGUCUUCAGAAGACGACAGCGAUUCUGCUCCCGAAACACCCGUCGCUGGACGACGGAAGCGGACGAGGGACUGGCGGUGGACGCUUGGUCCGCUGCCAUCUGACAACAAAUCGUCGCUAUCGUCUGUGAGCGACGCCACGAUUAGUGAGGAUAGUAGUUGA